AUGCUGUCGUUUUCUCCAUUUCCCGUACAUGUGCUGGUUUUGCUCGUCUUGGUUGGUCUCCACCACUGUGCGGCAUCUACAAGGAAGAUUGGAGUAGGAUGUCAGCUCGACUUUACGUUUGACCGCAGCAAGGUUGCCCGAAGACCCAACAGCGCUGAGGUGGACGCUAUUAUUCAGCUGACAAAACUGUUCUAUGCAGACAAAUGCUCCAAGCUCCUGAACGGUGAGUUCGUCGAAGUUGGGCUCUCCGACCUUGCGACACCGAAACGCCUUCGUGGGGUAGACUAUACUUUCCGCUUCAGGUUCUUUACUACUGUGGAGGUCACAUCGGACUCGUCGUUGGGGCAAGCAGAUUUAUCUGGCCUUUUGUCAGGGCUCGAUUACGACCACGAAUACAAGGAAAACUUCGUAUGGAAAUACUUCGGUACGUCGGACAAGAGCAUCUUCUCUUCUGCGAUAGCGGUGACCUUCCAGCAGGCGGGUCUCCCGAAGCAAUCGAUCUUUGGAAAUGUCGAGAGUGAGGGGCCGUAUUUUGAAAGAAAGCAUGGUCACAGAGACGGACCGUACUACGACAAGAGGAAGAGGCACGGUGAGAGAUACCCGGGGAUCUAGCUAGCAGGAGCUUAACUCCUGUCCGAGUCCAUGCAGGCCACCAAGAGUCAGCCUUGCGAACAAAAGAGGAUUAGCCACUCUGAAGAAUCUUUACCAGCGGGGCACCGCUGCGUUGUCCGCUUCGUUCGGCUUAGUCACUAUAGCCACGUUUUGGAGGUGAUUGCUAGCUAACUUCUGGUACCGUAGUAGGCUCCCAGCAUGAGACUUUCGCUCUCACUCGUUCCUAGUUUAUUUUGAAACAACCGAUUGCAAGGUAACCGU
Messenger RNA from Seminavis robusta, 873 nucleotides. The record is from the annotation of a GenBank genome assembly. Lineage: Eukaryota; Bacillariophyta; Bacillariophyceae; Naviculales; Naviculaceae.